Molecule: messenger RNA, 1597 nt
Organism: Nematolebias whitei (Rio pearlfish)
Lineage: Eukaryota; Metazoa; Chordata; Actinopteri; Cyprinodontiformes; Rivulidae
Gene: dbr1
Product: debranching RNA lariats 1
Biological process (GO): mRNA splicing, via spliceosome
Cellular component (GO): nucleus
Molecular function (GO): RNA lariat debranching enzyme activity
Source: RefSeq, a predicted model, not a curated record
CAUGCGUUUGUGUAGUAACCUCACUGGUUUGUACAGCAUGAAGAUUGCAGUAGAAGGCUGUUGCCAUGGAGAGCUGGACAAGAUCUAUGAGACGAUCACCUACCUGGAGAAUAAGGAAGGUGUAAAAGUAGACCUGCUGCUUUGCUGUGGAGACUUUCAGGCAGUGCGAAAUGAGGAAGACAUGGAGUGCAUGGCAGUCCCAGUCAAGUACAGGACAAUGCAGACCUUUUAUAAAUACUACUCUGGAGAAAAGACAGCUCCAGUUUUGACUAUCUUUAUUGGUGGGAACCAUGAGGCUUCCAACCACCUGCAGGAGCUGCCUUAUGGGGGCUGGGUGGCCCCUAACAUUUAUUAUUUAGGUUAUGCUGGUGUUGUUCGCUACAAAGGGAUUCGAAUUGGUGGCUUAUCUGGAAUAUUCAAAUCACACGACUACAGAAAGGGUCACCAUGAAUUCCCUCCAUACAAUCCUGAAACCCUUCGAAGUGUCUACCACACAAGAAAUAUUGAGGUUUUCAAAUUAAAGCAGAUUCAGAUGCCACUGGACAUCUUUAUGAGCCACGAUUGGCCUCGGGGCAUCUGCUACUAUGGAAAUACCGAAGAAUUGUUGCGAAAGAAAAGGUUUCUUCGUCAAGAUGUGGAGUCAAAUGCUCUUGGAAGUCCUGCUGCUGAAGAACUCCUGGCUCACCUCCAGCCCGUCUACUGGUUCUCUGCCCAUCUUCAUGUCAAGUUUGCUGCUGUUAUGCAGCAUCCGCCUAAAGGAAACGCUGCUUCACGUGUAACUAAAUUCCUGUCUCUGGAUAAAUGUCUGCCCUACAGAGAGUUUCUGCAGAUUGUGGAUCUUCCAGAUAGACCAAGUUCAUCUGAGGGUCUGGAAUAUGAUCCAGAGUGGCUUGCUGUUCUGAAAGCCACCAACAGUUUACAGAGGACCACUCCUCAGCUUUGGAACCCCCCAGAGAAUAAUGGCUUGCACGAAAGGUGGGACUUCAGCGCUUCAGAGGGAGACAUUAUGCAGGCGGAGCAGCACUUGGGGGAAGGAGGAGGAGGAAGAUGAAAAUGUAGAUGAGCCCAGCGAAUAUCCAUCUGAUACUUCAGCAUUGUCAAGUUCUUUUAACCCAGAUCAGAUCACUAUAGAGGAUGAAUGGGAGGAAGAAGAGGAAGAUGAAGCAAAACCCACAGAGAGGGCAGAUACGAUCCCUGACCUUCAUACACCCAGCCGAUUGAUUCUUCCUGAGCCCAAAUCUGGUCUCUUAUCCAGUCCUGACUCCCACCUGAUGGACUUGCCACCUCCUUCCCAUUCUACCCCGAAAGCUGCUCCUCCACAGGAGGAACAGGAUAACAGAGACGAUGAGUCCCCAGCUGCAUGCAUUCUGAAACGAAACAUCAAGAGCGAACCAAGCAGCAGAGACACAACCCCCAAAAUCAAACGCAGGAAUCAGGACCUCUAUAAGGCAGAGCCUGAAGACGAGCUAUAGGAACCAGGACCUCUAUAAGGCAGAGCCUGAAGACGAGCUAUAGGAACCAGGACCUCUAUAAGGCAGAGCCUGAAGACGAGCUAUAGGAACCAGGACCUCUAUAAGGCAGAGCCUGAAGAUGGGCU